This is a messenger RNA of Alternaria novae-zelandiae, 1038 nucleotides long. RefSeq lists its product as uncharacterized. NCBI's taxonomy places the organism in Eukaryota, Fungi, Ascomycota, Dothideomycetes, Pleosporales, Pleosporaceae. Gene Ontology annotation, molecular function: fatty acyl-CoA hydrolase activity. The transcript has a single exon. Bases 1 to 1038 code for a protein of 345 amino acids. The record is from RefSeq and is a predicted model, not a curated record. Gene Ontology annotation, cellular component: peroxisomal matrix. Gene Ontology annotation, biological process: fatty acid catabolic process; acyl-CoA metabolic process.
AUGACCAACCAACCCAAUCCCCCACAAAAGCCCUUCAUGGAGCAACUAGCCCUACGCCAAACCGGCGAAAACGAAUUCGAAAUGAUCAACUUCCCUCAGAAAAUGGGCAAUCCACUGGACAUUGCCUACGGCGGCUACACCAUCGCCGUAGCCUGCAAAGCAGCCUGUCUCACCGUACCAGACGGCUACAACCUCUACUCUCUCCAAGGAAACUACCUAGGCCCAGCUUAUACCGACCGACCCCUCCGAGCCAGCGUACGAGUAGUACGCCAAACCCGCACAUUUGCAACGCGCCAAGUCGAAGUAAGCCAAACGACCACUCCCAAAGACGGCCAGAAAGAAGAAAGCAGAAUAUGCCUCCUCGCAACCGCCGAUUUCAUCAUCAGUUCGCCCACGUCCCUCCUAUCCUACUCCCAAUCCCACACCCACCCCAACUGGCGCGACUGUCCUACACCGGAGGCGGCCUUCACCGCGCUAGUGGAGAAAGGCACCGUCCCCAAAAAGUUAAAAGAAGCCCACGAAAAGAGCUUCAAUCUCAUCUCCCACUUCUAUGACCAACGCCUCGUCCCCGACAGCGUCUUCACCCAGAACCUCUACGGCAUCGCCGCCUCAGCACCGCACACCCAAGACACCCUCGCGCCCUCGGAGCGCAGCACCGCGGACUGGAUCCGCAGCCGAGAACAGCUUCCCACCACUACCGAUAACAUGACAUCCCUGACCUUUCUCAUGGAUCUGGGCAUCGCGUUCUUACCCCUGUCGUUCAAUCAUAUGUGGUUUGGAGAUGCGAGUGCGGUGUCUAGUUUGGAUUUCUCCUUGAGGCUGUUUGUGGAUACGGAGGAGUUGAAAUUGGAUGAGGGGUGGUUGCUGAGGGAGUUGAGGUGUAAGGUUGCGGGUGAGGGCAGGAGUUUUGGCGAGGGUUGGGUGUGGGAUGAGGGGGGGAGGUGUGUGGCUAGUAUGACGCAGCAGUGUAUUUUGAGGCCGUUGGCGAAGAAGAAGGGGGAGGGGAUGGAGAAGGGGAAGGAGAAGGGGAAGUUGUGA